UUUGAUGGGAGAUCCUUCUGCAAUGGUGAGUUUCUAUCCGAACAUCCCGGAAGCUCAGCCACCAGUUACCUGCGGGGAAUUCGUCUUCCUCAUGGACCGCUCAGGAAGCAUGCAGUGCCCCAUGAGUCAAGAGGAUAGAUCUCAGCUGCGCAUAGAUGCAGCCAAGGAAACGCUGAUUUUACUGCUGAAGAGUUUGCCUGUAGGCUGUUAUUUCAAUGUCUAUGGAUUUGGAUCUUCUUAUGAGGCGUUCUUUCCCAAUAGUGUGCAGUACAGUCAGCACACCAUGGAGGAGGCACUGAGGAGGGUUAAGCUUAUGCGGGCCGACCUAGGCGGAACGGAAAUCCUGACACCACUCCAGACCAUUUAUAGGGGUCCUUCCAUCCCAGGCCACCCCCUGCAGAGAAAAAGAUGACGUGCAUUUACUCGAAUUCCUCUUCCUUGACUGUGGACAAUGGAAACUUUUUUGUGGCGUGCCACAGAAGCCUUAGAUGUAACUCGUAGGAGGAAGCGAUGAACAUUUCCAGGUUCCUGAGCAAACCAUGUAAGAACACGGUGCAGGUGACAGAAUAUUAAUAAGGAUCUCCUGCCUGUCUCAAGGCAUCCGAGUGGCUGAUAACUGG
Messenger RNA from Manis javanica (Malayan pangolin), 620 nucleotides. The record is from RefSeq and is a predicted model, not a curated record. Lineage: Eukaryota; Metazoa; Chordata; Mammalia; Pholidota; Manidae.